AUGGGAUCAUCCGAUUCUGCUCAGGCUACUGAUUUAGUUGGGUUAUAUAUACUUCACCAACUGCGCUCACAUUUCCCUAAUAUCUGCGGAGGUCUAUAUAGGGAUGACGCCUUACUACUUACCAAGGCAAUUAAUAAAUCUUCUCUGGAAAGGACUAGAAAAGAUCUACACAAGUUCUUCUCUAAUCUAAAUCUAUCCAUCACAUUUGAAAACGCAUAUAAAACGGCUAACUUUCUAGACGUUACUUUAAACUUGUCAAACUCACAACACUCCCCCUAUCAUAAACCUAACCAAUACCUGAAAUACCUCAACGUUGACUCUAAUCACCACAGAUCUACUUUCGAUAACAUAGUAAUGGGUAUUUCAACCCGCAUAUCUGAUCUAUCCUCUUCUGAAGAAAUCUUCAACAAUCACGCUCCAUACUACAAUCAAGCUCUCACCACUAGUGGUUUCUCCCAACAAAUAAAAUACAUCCAUAACACCAGACUUAAACAAUUUAUAUCCCAAAUCACAUCCCAAAGACAUACCAAUCCUCACAACCGCAACCAACCACCCACAUUUUCCAACAGACCCCACAAACACACUUAUAACACUAGGGCUAAAUCCAAGAUAAACAAAGCAAUUAACAACACCAAAAAUGUGGAUAACUCUUCUCUACCUAAAUACUUAGAUUACAACAUACACAGAACCCCCGAAAAAAGUGGUGGCCGCUCUAUAUUGUGGUACACUCCCCCAUUCUCACUUAACACUAAGAACCUAGCUAAAUCUUUCUUGAAAAUACUUGACUCUAACUUCCCCCGACAACAUAAAUACCAUUCUAUAUUUAACAGAUCCACUUUGAAAUUGUCUUAUUCAACCACACCUAGCUUCGAAUCUAUUAUAGCAACUUCGAAUAAACAUAAACUCUCACUCUAUUAUCAAAACUCACACAACUAUAACUAUGGUAAUACUAGCACUCAGCGCACACAUAUACCCAACAUAGACAUUCAUAUGUGUACAUCUAACACUGACACUCGUACACUUGAACACGACCAUAAUAGAUCCCAGCCCACUAGUAUACCCAGAAAUAAUACUUCUAUAUUCUAUAAUAAUAACAAUGGAGGGAAUAAUAACUAUAACAGUAAUGAUUUCAUUGAUAUAGAUUCUUCUGCAUCCUCAUACAACAUAUUCUCCAACAAUAUCGCCUCAUCCACCACAGAACACAAGCCCCAAGUUUCAUCUACUU
Messenger RNA from Octopus bimaculoides (California two-spot octopus), 1225 nucleotides. RefSeq names its product GATA zinc finger domain-containing protein 14-like. Lineage: Eukaryota; Metazoa; Mollusca; Cephalopoda; Octopoda; Octopodidae. The record is from RefSeq and is a predicted model, not a curated record.